This is a messenger RNA of Onychostoma macrolepis, 1490 nucleotides long. RefSeq names its product zona pellucida sperm-binding protein 3-like. The transcript has 8 exons. Gene Ontology annotation, cellular component: extracellular matrix. The coding region runs from base 92 to 1336 and encodes 414 amino acids. Gene Ontology annotation, molecular function: acrosin binding. The record is from RefSeq and is a predicted model, not a curated record. Gene Ontology annotation, biological process: binding of sperm to zona pellucida; egg coat formation; positive regulation of acrosome reaction. Lineage: Eukaryota; Metazoa; Chordata; Actinopteri; Cypriniformes; Cyprinidae.
AUUGUGAUAUUGUGUCAAUGCUUGUCAGAAUGGGCUUUUUGCAAGGUGUGUUAGUGCUGGUUGUGAUUGCUGCUUUUGACCUGAAGUAUGUAUGGGGAAGUUUGAGAUACAGUCAAAGUCCAAGAAGCAUGAAGUUCCAGUUCCAGCUUCCGGAGGUCCUGCUCUUUCUUCUCAAGGGUUCUGGAAUACUUUGCAAAAGGCUUCUCCAUUUCAGAAUCUUGAUUCCAGAGAAUUUGCACAAGAGCCUCUUGGUGUUCAGGAGAAGCAGGUGUUGCAGGGUCCAGUGAAGCCUUUGGUCUGGAGGUUUCCCAUCGUUCCAGAGGUGCAGAGUGAGGUGGCGGUGGACUUCCAGUUGAGGCAACCUGUCACUCCCAGUAGUGUAGCUAUUCAAUGUGGUGAGAACCGGGUUCUUGUGGAGGUACAGCAGGACUUGUUUAGCAAUGGUCAGCUGAUCCAGCCAUCUGGUCUGUCUUUGGGAGGAUGUCCUGUUGUUGGCUGGGUCCCUGGCUCCAGGGUGCUUUUCUUUGAGUAUGAACUGCAGGACUGCAACAGUGUGUUGAUGAUGACCGAGGAUGAGCUUGUCUAUACUUUUGCUCUUACCUACACACCCGAGGCUCUCGCUGGCACUCCGAUUACUCGUGCAGAUGGUGCAGUUGUUGGUGUUCAAUGCCACUAUCAAAGGUUUCAUAAUGUGAGCAGUAAUGCUUUGAGGCCAACUUGGGUCCCUUAUGCAUCAACAGAGUUUGGCGAGGAAGUCUUUCUGUUCUCCCUGAAGCUCAUGAUGGAUGACUGGUCCUAUGAGAGGCCUUCAACCUUGUAUUUCCUGGGUGACAUUAUUAAUAUUGAGGCAUCAGUGAAGGUGUACAACCACGUCCCACUGCGUGUGUUUGUGGACCACUGUGUGGCCACUCAAGUACCUGAUGUGACUGCUCUUCCGAGAUAUACCUUCAUUGAGAAUAAUGGGUGCCUUGUGGAUGCCAAGGCUACCGCUUCCAGUUCACGCUUCAUGCCUCGAUCCCAGGAAGACAAGAUCCAGUUCCAGCUGGAGGCCUUCAUGUUCCAGGAGGGAGACAGUCCUUCUAUCUACAUAACGUGUAUUCUGAAGGCCACUCUUGCUUCUGCACCCAGUGACGCUCUCCGCAAAUCCUGUUCCUUUGCCAAUGGGUGGUUUGCUGCUGAUGGAAACCACCAGGCUUGUGGCUGCUGUGACUCCACAUGUGUUCCUGAAGGUAGAAUUGCUGCUUCUCCCUUUGGCGGCAUUCAGUGGGAAGGCAAGGCCUCAGUCAGUCCUGUAAUGGUUCUAGAACGACAGAAGACUUUAGCUGGUUUUCAAUAAAUUGACCCGUUGAUGUUUGAAAUAAAUAAAACCGUUUUUUUAACCUUGUGAUAUGGGCCUUCAGCUUUUAGACAUGGUUGAUGACAGCACAACAAAUCAACCAACCCGGUAUUGCGUGAUAAUUGUGAUCAUGUAAAAAGUCCAUACAUUUAAC